Condylura cristata (star-nosed mole) is the source of this 5382-nucleotide messenger RNA. RefSeq names its product DDHD domain containing 1 (gene DDHD1). NCBI's taxonomy places the organism in Eukaryota, Metazoa, Chordata, Mammalia, Eulipotyphla, Talpidae. Gene Ontology annotation, cellular component: cytoplasm. Gene Ontology annotation, molecular function: glycerophospholipase activity; metal ion binding. The coding region runs from base 141 to 2759 and encodes 872 amino acids. The record is from RefSeq and is a predicted model, not a curated record. The transcript is spliced from 13 exons.
CGCUGCCGCCGCCGCAGCCGGGGUCGGGAUUUGAAAGAUUAAAAACUAGAGGUAGAAAGGGCGGCGGCGUUGAAUGUGUCGCGGGAGCACCGGGGGCCACGGCUCGGCGCGGGCCGGACAGCCGGCGGUGUCUCCUCACCAUGAAUUACCCCGGCCGCGGUUCCCCGCGGAGCCCGGAGCAUAACGGCCGGGGCGGCAGCGCCGCCUGGGAGCUGGGCUCAGACGCGGAGCCAGCGUUCGGCGGCGGCGUCUGCUGCUUCGAGCACCUGCCGGGCGGGGACCCUGGCGACGACCAGGUGCCCCUGGCUCUGCUGCGGGGUGAGCCGGGACUGCACUUGGCGACGGGCGCCGAGGACCGCAACCACCACCUGGCGCUGGACCCCUGCCUCAGUGACGAGAACUAUGACUUCAGCUCGGCCGAGUCGGGCUCCUCGUUGCGCUACUACAGCGAGGGCGAGAGCGGUGGCGGCGGCGGCGGCAGCACCUCGUCACUACACCCGGCGCAGCAGCCGCCGCUGGUCCCGUCAAACUCCGGAGGCGGCGGGGCUGCGGGAGGGGGUUCCGGGGAGAGGAAGCGCACUCGGUCGGGGGGCUCGGCCGCCCGGCACCGCUACGAGGUGGUGACGGAGCUGGGCCCGGAGGAGGUGCGUUGGUUCUACAAAGAGGACAAGAAGACCUGGAAGCCCUUCAUCGGCUACGACUCUCUCCGCAUCGAGCUUGCCUUCCGGACCCUGCUGCAGGCCACGGGCGGCCAGCCCCAGGCCGAGGACUCGGACGGGGUCCCAGCCUCCGGCCCGGCCUCGCCAGUGGAGGACGACGAUGAGGACGGCGUCUGCGGCUUCUGCCCGCGCAGUGCGGGGCAGGAGCCCGAGAUGGAGGAGCUGGUGAACAUCGAGCGGGUGUGUGUGCGGGGCGGCCUCUACGAGGUGGAUGUGACCCAAGGAGAGUGCUACCCGGUGUACUGGAACCAAGCUGAUAAAAUACCAGUAAUGCGUGGGCAGUGGUUUAUUGAUGGUACUUGGCAACCUCUAGAAGAAGAAGAAAGUAAUUUAAUUGAACAAGAACAUCUCACUUGUUUUAGAGGUCAACAGAUGCAGGAAACUUUUGAUAUUGAAGUGUCAAAACCCAUAGAUGGAAAAGAUGCUAUUCAUAGUUUCAAGCUGAGUCGAAAUCACGUGGAUUGGCACAGUGUGGAUGAAGUUUAUCUUUAUAGUGAUGCAACAACAUCUAAAAUUGCAAGAACAGUUACCCAAAAACUGGGAUUUUCUAAAGCAUCAAGUAGUGGGACCAGACUUCAUAGAGGUUAUGUAGAAGAGGCCACAUUAGAAGACAAGCCAUCACAGACUACCCAUAUUGUAUUUGUUGUACAUGGCAUUGGGCAGAAAAUGGACCAAGGAAGAAUUAUCAAAAAUACUGCCAUAUACAUGUCGAGACUUCUCAGAAAUACAGACAAGAAGGACACUGUUGAUUCUAUUACUCCUGACAAAGUUCGAGGCUUACGGGAUAUGCUGAACAGCAGUGCAAUGGACAUAAUGUAUUAUACCAGUCCACUUUAUAGGGAUGAACUAGUUAAAGGCCUUCAACAAGAGCUCAAUCGAUUAUAUUCCCUUUUUUGUUCUCGGAAUCCAGACUUUGAAGAAAAGGGGGGUAAAGUCUCAAUAGUGUCACAUUCUUUGGGAUGUGUAAUUACUUAUGACAUAAUGACUGGCUGGAAUCCAGUUCGACUCUAUGAACAAUUACUGCAGAAGGAAGAAGAAUUGCCUGAUGAGCGAUGGAUGAGCUAUGAAGAAAGACAUCUUCUUGAUGAACUCUAUAUAACGAAACGACGGCUGAAAGAAAUAGAAGAACGGCUACAUGGAUUAAAGGCUUCAUCUAUGUCACAGACACCUGCCUUAAAAUUUAAGGUGGAGAAUUUCUUCUGCAUGGGAUCCCCACUAGCAGUUUUUUUGGCAUUGCGUGGCAUCCGCCCAGGAAACUCUGGAAGUCAAGACCAUAUUUUGCCUCGAGAGAUUUGUAACCGGUUAUUAAAUAUUUUUCAUCCAACAGAUCCAGUGGCUUACAGAUUAGAACCACUAAUAUUGAAACACUACAGCAACAUUUCACCUGUCCAGAUUCACUGGUAUAAUACUUCAAAUCCUCUACCUUAUGAACAUAUGAAGCCAAGCUUUCUCCAUCCGGCAAAAGAACCUACCUCAAUUUCAGAGAACGAAGGCAUUUCAACAAUACCAAGCCCUGUGACCUCACCAGUUUUAUCCCGCCGACACUACGGAGAAUCUAUAACAAAUAUAGGCAAAGCAAGCAUACUAGGUGCUGCUAGCAUUGGAAAAGGACUUGGAGGAAUGCUGUUCUCAAGGUUUGGACGUUCAUCUGUUCCAUCGGAGACAUCAAAAGACACUAUAGAAGAAGAAAAGAAGCCAGUCCCCUCACCACCUCCUGCCACUGUGGCAACACAGACUCUUCCACAUAGCAGCUCUGGCUUUCUUGAUUCUGCAUAUGUCAGACUUCAGGAAUCGUUAUUUAAUCUCCCACAACUUCUUUUUCCGGAAAAUGUAAUGCAGAAUAAAGAUAAUGCCCUCGUGGAAUUGGAUCACAGAAUUGAUUUUGAACUCAGAGAAGGCCUUGUAGAGAGCCGCUACUGGUCCGCUGUCACAUCGCAUACUGCCUAUUGGUCGUCCUUGGAUGUUGCCCUCUUUCUCUUAACCUUUAUGUACAAACAUGAGCACGAUGAUAACACAAAGCCCAACUUAGAUCCAAUCUGAACUCUUGAAGGACAUUGGUGGCCCAAAACUGAUUUUUUUUUCUGUUAAAAUAUGUGUGUCAAGAUAUGGAGAUUUCAGUUUAAGUAUGUUUCAGUUUUGUUUAGAGCAAAAAAUAAUUUAAAGCACUUUAUUUAAAAAAGAAAAAAAGAACUCAGUCCAAAAGAAGUCAUUUUCCAUUUUCAUCAUUUGAUUCUGAGUCUUUCAGAACUCCCUGCAUGACCUGGAAGUGAAUGAGGAAGGUUUGGAGAAAUGCAAGGUUAUAAAUCACAAUCUAAUUUCUCCCAAAUAUAACGGUAUAUUAUUGGGCUGAAUCUGGUAUAUAAACCAAAUAUGUUAUCAUCUAAAAUGGUCAGAAUAGCCAGUUUAUCCCUGUGUAAAAUUUAUAAGGUGGUUGGUAUCCUUGUGAUUUCUACUAAAGAUUCCACUUCCACAGUUCUUUGAAAGAAGAGUAUAGCAGAUUUAAAGUGUUUUGAAAUUAACCUGUUUAGGAAAACUAAUGCUAAAACAAAAAUAUCUCAACUAUAUUUUUAAUUUAUUGCCUCUGACUAAUUGCUUUAUUUCAAUGUGUGAAACAUUACAUUCUUUAAAAUAUUUCCUUUGAACAGUUUAAGAACCACGUUUAUUUUCUCUAGAGUUAAGACCCCACCUUUCUCUCCCCCCCCCCCAAGAAAUCCAUCUUUGUACUCUUCAGAUGAAUAUAGAGACACUGUGGCUUACUUUCAGUAUUUGUUUUUCCAUUAAAAAUUUGUGGUUUCACACAGAUAACACUAGUUAUUUUUUUAAAAAUGAAAUUUGUAUUUUGUCACAUGUACCUCAGAGAAAGCUAAAGUUUUCUAAACUUGACACAGAGUGCUUCAUAAUGGGUACAUCUUGUUAACUUUGAUGGAAAGUUAGUAUGACAGCUACUUUACAUAUAUAACAUCAGUGUGCCAAACAAUUAAUGUAUAUAUUGGAAUGGUGUGCCACUGACAAAUUUUACUUUUAGUAUUUUAAGAAAACAUGAUUGAGGCAUAAAGCACAAUAGAUCAGGAUUCUGAGGUGUUGGAAAAAUUUUCCUCAGCUAUAAUUGUUGACACAGUGCUUUUCAUCUGAGGAACUCAAAGUUCUUUUAAGACUCAGUAAUCUAUGUAGUAGCUCCUUGAGGUAAGUAUGAGUGUUCUCUCAUGUUCUGUUUUAAUAUACCAAGGCACCAAAACAUUUAAAGUGCCUCAAUUUAGAUUAUGGAGAAAGCUAGAAAAGCUUAGAUUGAAGCCAGACCGUUUUAUAUGCCAUACAGUGACUAAUAAUUCACUUAAGACCUCUUAGUUUGCAAACUAACAACAGAGGUUGCAUUUCAUAAUUUGGAGAAACUACUUUGAAGCCAAUGUUUUAUCCUACUUAUACAUUCUUGAGUUUUCACAUACUUGAGGAAGAAUUACUAGAGGGAAUGAGUAGCCAUCUCUGCCACAACCAAUCCUCACUUCAGAGUGGCUUCCACUAGGUUCCACUUAAGGUGCUGUCUUUGCUUACCUUGCAAGGAUUCUCUUUGCCUCCCACUAAUUUGUCAGCUGGUAGCAGAGUUGGUCAGUUGCACAUCUAACCUCCUCCUUCCUUUAUAAGGUAGUAGAAGCUGUGACUUAAUUUGUAGCUUUUACUCAGCACAUGUCCUCGUGUUUUUUGAACUUUCAGUUAAUUUGCACAACAUAAAUCACUUCAUUUUAGUGUUUAAAAAGAUUUGUAGGCUCUGUGACCAAAUGUGUAACUAAGAAUCCCUUACUAUAAAAGACUUUUGAUGUGAUCUUAGCAAAACUGAACCUUUCAAAUUUAGAGAUUUCUGCGUACUCAGGUCAUUUUCAUACCCUGUUUAUUUUGUAGGUCUAAUUUAGUUCUCAGGAAACCUAAGCUCAUGUCUCAUACCACUCAUGUUUUGAACUCAUGUAUCACUGAAGGUACAUGUGCAUAUGUUGCUAUAGAUGGUAUGACACUAAUCCCUAAGCUUUAAGGGAUUCAUUCUUAACCGCUAAGAUGUGAAGAGCCCUUUUUACCUGAGAAGAGAAAAAGUCAAUCAAACCUCUUAAUUUGUUAUUGAAUAAAAAGAAAAUAUAUUCCCAUAUCUGUUGGAAUAUAUCUGCUUCUGUUUUUUCAUAUUGAGAAAACAAAAUCAAAUUUAACCAUGUGAAAUUUAUUUGAAUUCUUGAAAAUAGUGACAUUCAAAGCCCCCUUUUCAAAAUGAGAUAAUCUGGAUUACUGGACAGGUUUUUUUUGUUUGUUUUCAGUUUAUUGUUUCAUCAAUAGAGAUGGUGAGCUUGAUUUUGCAGUAUCUUGUUUCCAGUCUCUGCAUGUUAUAUCAUGGAAUGUAUUUGUAUAUACUCAAGUAAUAUACAGAGUAUGUGUAAUUCUGGCUUGAUUUAGAAGCUAAGUCAGUUACUGAGUAACAUUUUGCAACUUUAUUCCAGCAAGUACUAAAUUAGCCAAAAAGUUCUGUUUUUGAUACCAUUAAAAUUUUAUUCUCUAUUUUGUGUAUAUGCUAUGAUGAUUCUUCUGAGUAAUCGAUCACUCAAUUUGAAUCCAAUUAGGCUCUCAAGAGAUACUGAGAUUUAAGAAUGGUUUGGAUUAAAUCUUGUUUUAUCUUUAAGAUUGGGCU